This is a messenger RNA of Alternaria atra, 333 nucleotides long. RefSeq lists its product as uncharacterized. Lineage: Eukaryota; Fungi; Ascomycota; Dothideomycetes; Pleosporales; Pleosporaceae. The transcript is spliced from 3 exons. Bases 1 to 333 code for a protein of 110 amino acids. The record is from RefSeq and is a predicted model, not a curated record.
AUGACAAUCAUUCACAUCGUACUGUUCGAGUGGAAGUCCACAGCUUCCCCAGAUCAAAUCUCAGAAGCAUGCAAGCGUAUGCUCGGUCUCAAAGACCAAUGCAUUCAUCCAUCAUCUCAAAAGCCAUACAUCAAGUCCUUCUCUGGUGGCAAGAACAAUAGCCCUGAAGGCCACAGCGGCAACUCAACCCACGGUUUCGUAGUCGAGUUUGAAAACGAAGAGGACCGGGACUACUACGUAUACAAAGACCCCGCCCACCAGGAAUUCGUAAAGUUUGCUGGAGAGGUGGCGAACGGCGUCAAGGUCUUUGACUAUGAGCCAGGGAAGAUGUAA